CGGAGCGGCGGCGCGCGGGGCGGGCUCUUAGACUCCGGGAGGUGGCGGCUCGCGCCCCGGCGCACGCUCGGGCGCCUCCUAGCCCAGGUCGUUGGGCCCAGCCCGGUUCCCCGGCGGUGCGCAAGCCAAGAUGCUGAGGCGCAGCUUGGAAAACCGGGACGCUCAAACCAGACAGCUGCAAGAUGCUGUCACAAACGUGGAGAAGCAUUUCGGAGAGCUGUGCCAAAUCUUUGCUGCUUAUGUAAGGAAAACUGCCAGACUGCGAGACAAAGCAGACCUAUUGGUGAAUGAAAUAAACGUGUAUGCCUCUACAGAGACCCCAAAUUUAAAGCAGGGCCUGAAAAACUUUGCCGAUGAGUUUGCCAAACUUCAGGAUUAUCGACAAGCAGAGGUGCUAAUGAACAAUGAACAAAAGGUUGAAAGACUUGAAGCCAAAGUAGUUGAACCUUUGAAAGCUUAUGGAACCAUUGUAAAAAUGAAACGAGAUGACCUCAAAGCAACAUUAACAGCAAGGAAUCGAGAAGCUAAACAGUUAACUCAGUUAGAAAGAACACGUCAGCGAAACCCAUCUGAUCGACAUGUCAUUUCACAGGCAGAAACUGAAUUGCAGAGAGCUACAAUGGAUGCUACCCGAACAACUCGUCAUCUGGAGGAAACUAUUGACAAUUUUGAAAAGCAGAAAAUAAAGGAUAUAAAGACUAUAUUUUCAGAAUUUAUCACUAUUGAAAUGUUAUUUCAUGGCAAAGCUUUAGAGGUCUACACUGCUGCCUACCAAAACAUACAAAAGAUUGAUGAAGAAGAAGAUCUGGAGGUUUUCCGAAAUUCUGUGUAUCCACCAGAUUAUUCAUCCCGUUUAGAUAUCGUAAGAGCAAAUUCAAAGUCACCUCUUCAAAGAUCACUCUCGGCUAAGUGUAUAUCUGGAACAGGACAGGUAUCCACCUGUCGACUAAGAAAGGAUCAACAGGCAGAAGAUGAUGAUGAAGAGGAUGAAGACUUAGAUGUCACAGAAGAAGAAAAUUAAUCUUCUUAAGUAAACUCCACCUUUCAGUUUUCAUCUUAAAUGACUUGGAAUCCAGAAUUAAUACAAUGUAAAACUUUAUACUGGCUUCAUACACAAUAAACCUCAAAAUGAAAUCCCACUGGAAAUGAAAAUUAAAGGAAAUCUGUGCUGACAAAAACUGAAGGUUUUAAAAAAUAUUACACACCAGUCAUUUCAACAUCCUAUCCAACAGUAUGUGAUUUUUGUAUAGGUUCCAUUUUUUUUAAAAUUAUGUAUUUCAAAAGUAUUUCAUAUUAAUGCACUAUACGUAGUUGAGGUUGCAAUAUAACUAGGUGAGAAAAAACAAGAGAUCUAACAAUUUGACUUCUUUUGCUUUCAUUGCCAAAAAAGGGUCUUUAGUCAUUCUGAUUAAAUUCAAAUUCUAUUCCAUAAAGCCUUAAUAAAAAAGACAAGGGUUUUUUUCCUUUCCUCAUUUUCACUUUUACUAUAAUCUUAAGUUUCAUUGUUUGAUAAUUUACUUUUCAACAAGAGUGUUAUUACUUCUGAUUAAAGGUAAUGGGCACUAGGAUAUCAGUGUCUUAAAUUUUAGGUUAAAAUUUAGCAUAAAUUUUAGAUUGACAAAGAAAGCUACAUUCAGCCUGAUUCAGGUUUCAGAAUGAAAAUGCUAUCAGACUAAAGAAUUAUACACAAAACUACAACUUUUGGAAAGCUGUAAUUUGGUAGAAUGUUGCUAAGAAAACAUCAUGGAAAAUCAUUAAACCAAACUACCAUCUAAUUAAUGAAAAGAGGAUAUAGUUACUUUUAUUCCUGAAAAUAAUUUAAUCAGAGCCUUUCAGUAUGCCCAUUUGUUUCUUUGGAUGGGGACUGCACUUUUGAUAUUUCAUGGAUACUAGUCAGGCAUAUAAAAAUAAUGAAAUUUUUAAAUCAUUUGGGAUAACACAAAAAACAAUUAUUCAUAACAGACAAAUAAAGACUUUACAGAAA
Messenger RNA from Lontra canadensis (Northern American river otter), 1984 nucleotides. It is a transcript of the gene CIBAR1, whose product is annotated as CBY1 interacting BAR domain containing 1. Bases 131 to 1021 code for a protein of 296 amino acids. Gene Ontology annotation, cellular component: ciliary transition zone; ciliary basal body. The record is from RefSeq and is a predicted model, not a curated record. Gene Ontology annotation, biological process: cilium assembly. The transcript has 10 exons. Lineage: Eukaryota; Metazoa; Chordata; Mammalia; Carnivora; Mustelidae.